UGGACAACAAUUAUAAGACCGGCCACCUGCCCUUGUAAGCGAAAGUCCUAGUUUUAGUUUAACGCCCAACACUGUCUUCCAUUGUCCCAUUUUAUGUCCGUGGAUUAGCAGAUACAAUGGUGUCUUUACUAUUCUCUUCAACUGCCACAUGGGUGGUCCUCUUCCUAGCCCUAUUUCAAGUAGUCCUCGGCUCACCACUUAUACCAAAGCGAGCCACGGGACCCUGGAUGGGUUUGAACACUGACUUCCCGGACCCAAGCUUCCUGAAGGCCGCUGAUGGAAAGUGGUACGCCUUUGGAACAAAUGGUAACGGCAAGCGUGUUCAAGUCGCAGUUUCGGAUGACUUCUCCAAGUGGACUCUCCUUGAUAUUGAAGCUCUGCCAACUCUGGCAGGCUGGGAGACGGAAAGGGAUCACUGGGCACCGGAUGUAGUGCUACGAGCGGACGGAAAAUACGUCAUGUAUUAUUCGGGGGAGUCAAAGAGCGAUAUUUCCCAUCACUGUAUCGGAACAGCCAUUGCAGACAAGCCCACGGGACCAUAUGUCCCCAACGAGACCCCACUAUCUUGCAGACUGGACCGAGGAGGCUCCAUCGACUCGGCCGGAUUCUGGGACAAAGACGGCAGCAGAUACGUCGUGUUCAAAGUCGACGGCAACAGCGUCGGUCACGGCGGCGACUGCAACAACGGCGUCGCGCCUCUAGUAUCCACCCCGAUCUUGUUGCAAAAGGUCGCAGCGGACGGCGUUACGCCGAUCGGAGAUGCAGUUCAGAUUCUUGACCGCAAUACCAAUGACGGCGAUGGACCUCUCGUGGAAGCGCCGAGCUUGGUGCUGCACAAUGGAGUGUACUUCUUGUUCUACUCGACCCACUGCUUUACGGAUCCUAAGUAUGAUGUUCGGUACGCUACUGCAACAAGCAUCACGGGGCCUUACCAUAAGUCGAAUGUCGAGUUGAUCAAGGGCGGUGAUUAUGGUGGUCUCAUUUCUCCCGGUGGUGCAACGGUGUGUGGAUGUGGAGAUCGCAUGCUGUUCCAUGCCUGGUGUGAUAGCUCGUUGACGAAGCGGUGCAUGUGGGUGGCGAAUCUUCAAUUGAGCGGGACGACUGCCUCUAUUGCUUAGUUUUGAAGAGGCUUUGCAAGGGAGCUUCUGGAUUUGUUUUUUUGUGAUUGAUGGUUUUGUGCUAUAUACCCCCCUUACACUCGUUGAGAUGUUCUGCUUUUGUCCUCAACUUAUGGACUGGAAUGUUAUUUUUGUUGCUCUUUUAUCAGGAUGGCUUUCAAGUAAAUCAACAAAUUUGAACCGGAAGACUUCACCAAAUACAUCCGAAGGAUAGCCAGG
This is a messenger RNA of Penicillium brasilianum, 1337 nucleotides long. The record is from the annotation of a GenBank genome assembly. Lineage: Eukaryota; Fungi; Ascomycota; Eurotiomycetes; Eurotiales; Aspergillaceae.